CAGCGGCGUAAGGAGACGUUUAAAGAUGGUGGCCUCCGCGUGAAGAGGGUUUCGCUGAGGCGGGGAGACAGUGAGUGAAAAGCCGCGGCUGAAGAGGCGGCCGCUUUCCCUCCCUCACGCCGGCUCGGAGCUAGGCGGACGCGGAAGAGACCCGGAGGAGCAGCUGAGACCGGGCGGGCAUGGCUCAGGAUGAAAGAAAUGAAGGAGAUCUACAACACCCACGGAAGAAGCUCUUAGCUUGGACAUCAGCUAUUUAAGCUGAAUGCAUUGUGAUUUCCAGUAAUUGAGACAGUGAUUCUGAAAGCUGUCCACAUUAAUGAAAAGAGCAAUGUAGUCAGCUUAACUGAAUCAUCAGUGUUGCCUUUUGAAUAAAGCACGACCCAUCCUCUCUGGAGGGACUUCUGCAUGUGAGGAUCAUAGAUUCCUACAACCCUUUCCUUUAAAACUUGGUGGGUUUGUUAUUAUUUCCCCCCCCCCGCUCCUUCCCCUCUGGGUAAGUUUUAGCGAUGGAGAAUUGUGAGAACACACCUCCCCUUCCAAAAGAGCCAGCCAGCACUGAAGUGAACAUGGAGAGCCCUUCUUGUCCCCCACCACUGCCGCCCAACGAACAGCCUCCACCACCUCCCCUGCAAACGUCCAGUGACGCAGAGGUAAUGGACGUUAGCUCCGGUGGUGAUGGACAGUCAGAUACCCCUGCUGGGGACGCCCACGCUGGCAACGGGACGCAGCUCCUCACCAAGGGAUCUCCGUGCUACCAAAGUCGUCUUAUCAUAGAUCCUUAUAGUGGCCAAAGCCCAAGAACUGCUCGCCACGCGCCCUCCGUUAGGAAGUUCAUUCCCAGUCUUAAGUUGCUUAAAGAUGUAAAGAUUAGCGUUAACUUUACCGAGAGCUGCAAAAGCAAAGACAGAAAAGUGCUAUACACUGGAGCUGAGCCAGAUUAUGAGGCAGGGGUAGAGUUAGGGUUUCGCGGUGUCAAUGGGGAUUUGCAUGCUUGCCCUCUCGGUGCGGGUAGUGGCCCGGCGGCUCAGGUAGCCAGCGAAAAGGAGGAGGCCAAGGAUGAGGACAACGAGGUAGAUCAGGAAAAGCGAGUGGAAUAUGCAGUGUUGGAUGAUUUAGAAGACUUUACAGACAAUUUGAUGGAAAUAGAUGAAGAAGGAGGGUUUGCAUCUAAGGCGAUCGUUCAGCAAGACAAAGCGGACGAAGAAACCUUGCACUAUUCUUAUGAGGAUGAAUUUGAUAAUGACGUGGACGCUCUGCUGGAAGAGGGCCUUUGCGUUCCCAAAAAAAGGAGGAUGGAUGAGAAAUACGGAGGGGAAAGCGACCAUCAGUCUGACGGAGAGACCACUGUGCAACCCAUGAUGACCAAAAUAAAAACUGUUCUUAAAAGUCGUGGUCGCCCUCCUACAGAACCGUUGCCUGACGGAUGGAUCAUGACAUUCCACAACUCGGGUAUCCCAGUCUACCUACACAGAGAGUCUCGCGUGGUCACCUGGUCCAGACCUUAUUUCUUGGGAACAGGAAGCAUCAGGAAACACGACCCUCCUCUGAGUAGCAUUCCUUGUUUGCAUUAUAAAAAAAUGAGAGAAAACGAGGAAAGGGAACAAAGCAAUGACAUCACCCCAAGCAGGGAGGUUUCACCCGUAAAGCUGACGGAGAAAUCCCUGGAACUGGAUUCUCAAACAGAGGAGCCGGACUCUACUGCAGCCGAUUCCGGAAUGUUGGAUGAGAAAGAUCCAACUGGGGGAGACGCAGCCCAAGGAGCUUUGGGACAAGUGAAGGCCAAGGUGGAAGUGUGCAAAGAUGAAUCAGUAGAUAUUGAGGAUUUCCGACACUACCUGGAAAAAUGUUUCGAUUUCGAGCAAGUCACGGUGAAGAAGUUCCGAACCUGGGCCGAGCGGCGGCAGUUCAACCGGGAGAUGAAGAGGAAGCAGGCGGAGUCUGAGAGGCCCAUUUUGCCAGCCAAUCAGAAACUCAUUACGCUGUCUGUCCAAGAUGCACCCACAAAGAAGGAGUUUGUUAUUAAUCCCAAUGGGAAGUCUGAAGUUUGUAUACUUCAUGAAUAUAUGCAACGAGUGCUGAAAGUACGGCCUGUUUACAAUUUCUUUGAAUGUGAGAACCCAAGUGAGCCUUUUGGAGCAUCAGUUAUUAUUGAUGGAGUGACUUACGGAGCAGGGACUGCCAGUAGCAAAAAACUUGCCAAGAAUAAAGCUGCCCGAGCUACUCUGGAAAUCCUCAUCCCCGAUUUUGUGAAGCAGACCUCUGAGGAGAAGCCCAAAGAUAGUGAGGAAUUAGAGUAUUUUAACCAUAUCAGUAUCGAGGAUUCACGGGUGUACGAACUGACCAGUAAAGCUGGACUCCUGUCUCCAUAUCAGAUCCUUCACGAGUGCCUUAAAAGAAAUCAUGGCAUGGGUGAUACAUCCAUAAAAUUUGAAGUGAUUCCUGGCAAAAAUCAGAAGAGCGAAUAUGUUAUGACUUGUGGGAAGCAUACUGUGCGGGGGUGGUGUAAAAACAAAAGAGUUGGAAAGCAACUAGCUUCCCAGAAAAUCCUUCAGCUUCUUCACCCACAUGUGAAAAACUGGGGUUCUUUAUUGCGCAUGUACGGCAGAGAAAGCAGUAAGAUGGUUAAGCAGGAAACAUCUGACAAAAGCGUGAUAGAACUUCAACAAUAUGCCAAAAAGAACAAGCCCAAUCUGCACAUUCUGAACAAGUUACAAGAGGAAAUGAGAAAAUUAGCACAAGAACGGGAGGAAACGCGAAAGAAACCCAAGAUGACAAUUGUAGAAUCGGCUCAGCCUGGCAGUGAGCCUCUGUGUACUGUGGAUGUGUGACGGGAAAGAUUAGGAACUGGAGCAAUAAAACAAGUGGCGAAAGUUAGGAAUGGCUUUUUUCAGUUUUUACUUUGUCAACAGUUUGAAGGAGAAAUUGGUUUGCUUCGGGAAACAACCUAACCAUCAAAGCUGCUUCCAAUGUGCAUUGUGCGUUUGCCUCAGGGUGAUAAUGCUAAGUUUUGUGUGUGCUUCCCAAAAUGAUGUUAUUCAAGAGGGCAAAAAAAAAUCUCCCCAGCCGUACAUUUAGAGAAGCAGACGCGGGGUUGUUCCCCUGGGCCAACUCAACUCCCCAUCCUUUCCAAAAGAAAGGAGUGUUGCCUUUGAUAGAGAUGCUUAAGAAUUAAAUGCAGGGUGUUCAUUUAAAGAGCGGAACGAACGUGUAACCCAGGAGAGCAUAGUUCUUCCUGCUUUUAGGAACACUGCAGACACUUGUUUUCUGAAAGGGUUUCUUGUAUUUCCGCACAAAAUAAGCACUGGUUGCAGCCUCUUGACAGCUACAUUGCAGGAAAGACACAAAAACGUGCAUCACUCUAUGCCCUGCUGAGUUAGGCCAGUAGGAUUGCUUCUCAAGUGAAUUUUCGCAGGCUUAGGAUUUUUAGCAUGGAUCCAGUGAUUAUCAGAGAAGAACUGAUUGUAUGCAGCUCUUGAGGUUUCCAUUCUUUUAAUUGCUCCAUUUAAAACAAAGACUAACAUAGGAAGCUGUGAUUGUAAGAUACAUUUCAGUUUCUCUUAGAUGUAACCAACGAAACUUUUGGCAUAAAGGUGAGCCAAGCAUCACUGCUCUGAAACCUUUCUUCAUGCUAGUAGGGCUCAUAAUAAUGUUUCCUCACAGUUUGCCAGAUUAACCGUGAAUGUAGCAGCAGUGGUCGGUAAGGUUUCAUAUUUUAUCACGUUAGUUAAAGUUGCAACAUCUAGCAUUUAUAUUCCCCGCCAGGAAAAUCACUGGAUACCUUUCAAGUCAAGAUUUUUGCUUUUUUUUUAUGUGACUGCCUUUUUCAUUUUUAUUGCCUGUUUUAGUACUCGCAAAUCUGGCUUUGGGAACUAUAUGAAUGUAAAGCGAAAUGCAUCAGAGAUGUAUCUCUAAAAAGACCGAAGUAAAUUUCUGUUGUUGAAGUAAAGAAUAUGUGUGAAGAUGUAAACGUUUUCUGUUCUGGUCCAUGGUUAUAGAAGGUUCGAGAAGCAAAAACUACUG
This is a messenger RNA of Notechis scutatus (mainland tiger snake), 4020 nucleotides long. RefSeq names its product DGCR8 microprocessor complex subunit (gene DGCR8). Lineage: Eukaryota; Metazoa; Chordata; Lepidosauria; Squamata; Elapidae. Gene Ontology annotation, molecular function: heme binding; identical protein binding; double-stranded RNA binding. Gene Ontology annotation, cellular component: microprocessor complex. Gene Ontology annotation, biological process: primary miRNA processing. The record is from RefSeq and is a predicted model, not a curated record.